Molecule: messenger RNA, 411 nt
Organism: Protopolystoma xenopodis
Lineage: Eukaryota; Metazoa; Platyhelminthes; Monogenea; Polystomatidea; Polystomatidae
Source: the annotation of a GenBank genome assembly
AUGGUCCUCAAAAGGCAGUCUAGAUUGCGCCGCGAGUUUAUCUACCGGCGUUCUAUUGAAUUGCGGGAUGUAAAAGCGAAGAAGAAACGUGCAGAAAUUAAAGCAGCUUUGGCAGCUGGUCGUAAGCUCCCAAAACAUUUAGAGGCCGAUGCUCUUCGUUUGAAUGAAGAACUGGACUGGAGUGAUGAUAUGAGUGACGCUGAUGGGCUUGCAGAGGACGAUGAAUACUUUUGGGCUGGCUCGGAGGAUCCUAGAGUUGUGAUUACUACUUCUCGUUCACCGAGCACCAAAUUACAGGAAUUUUCCAAAGAAUUUCGUUUCCUGAUCCCAAAUGCCACGAAGAUAAAUCGAGGAAAUUAUCUUGAAAAGGAUCUCGUCGAAGCACUUCUGGCAAAACAAGUAGGACAUUGA